Dibothriocephalus latus is the source of this 225-nucleotide messenger RNA. NCBI's taxonomy places the organism in Eukaryota, Metazoa, Platyhelminthes, Cestoda, Diphyllobothriidea, Diphyllobothriidae. The record is from the annotation of a GenBank genome assembly.
AUGCGUAGGAUAGUGACGAACUUCAAGGACAAAUGUGAUGUCGCGAAAGUUGUUGGAACGUCAGUGUCAACUGGUGGCACUCUACUUGCCAUUGGAAGCGCUCUCUUUGCCAUACCAACAGGCGGUUUAUCUCUGCUGGUGACGGGUGCAGCCAUCGCAACCACCGUAGCCGGUGCAGCAACGAAUGGCAUUACGGACGCAAUAAAUAUCAGCGAGACAAAGUAA